Messenger RNA from Nannochloropsis gaditana CCMP526, 1777 nucleotides. RefSeq lists its product as uncharacterized. Gene Ontology annotation, biological process: proteasome-mediated ubiquitin-dependent protein catabolic process; regulation of proteasomal protein catabolic process; protein deubiquitination. The record is from RefSeq and is a predicted model, not a curated record. Gene Ontology annotation, molecular function: cysteine-type deubiquitinase activity; protein binding; proteasome binding. The annotation marks the transcript as partial. The transcript has a single exon.
GGAAAACUGAUGACAUCUUCAGGCGCGUCGGUGAGAGAAUGGCACCCACUAAGGUGCAAAUCAAGUGGAAUAAGCAGACUUUCUCUGAAGUUCCGCUUGACACAACGGGAACUGCGCUGACUUUCAAACAGCAUGUCUACGAACUAACGGGGGUUCCAGUACCGCGGCAAAAACUGAUGUGUAAGGGAGCGUGGAAGCUGGCUCUCAAGGAUGACGACGACUUGUCAAAGCUUUCAAUCAAGGAUGGUGCGGCGGUGACGCUCAUAGGAACAGCAGAUGUGGUCAAGGAGCCAGUAGAGAAGGUGGUUUUUGUCGAAGACAUGGCACAGGCGGAUCAGGCCAAGACGGGCGCCAUUCUUCCUGCGGGACUGCGCAAUCUAGGCAACACCUGCUACCUCAAUUCGACGUUACAAUGUCUCCGGUACGUACCAGAGCUUCGACAGGCUUUAAACAGGUACACUGGGACGGGCGCCAACGAGCAACCAUUUUUGACGAAUGCCCUUAAGGACACGUUCAAUCUACUCGAUGGCAACACGGAACCUGUGCCCCCUAUGCAAUUCGUCAUGUUGCUGCGCCAGCAGUUCCCUCAGUUCGCCCAGCAGUCUCGCGGUCACUUCAUGCAGCAAGAUGCCGACGAAUUCAUGAACGAGCUUUUGACGUCGCUCGCGGCCAACCUGCGCGACGCGUACGGGCUCCCCUCUCUGGAGGACGCCGGGAAUUUCGUCGACGCCUUGUUUGGGAUGGAAGUGGAGGACACGUUAUCCUGUGCCGAGUCGGAGGCCGAGAAACCGGUCGUGAAGAGAGAUCAUGUACGGAAGCUGGUCUGCAACAUCCAGGGCGGUGCUGGCAGCGACGUGAAGAUCAACUAUCUGCAUGAGGGGGUGAAGUUGGCCUUGGAGGGGACGAUCGAGAAGCAGAGCGAGGUUCUGGGGCGCGACGCGGUCUGGAAUAAGACCACCCGCAUAGCUCGUCUGCCGCGCUAUCUCUGUGUCCAAUUCAUGAGGUUUUUCUGGAAAGCGACCCCAGACAGUCAGGACCACGCCGGUGUGAAAUGCAAGUCUCUGCGGACCGUCACCUUCCCCGAGACCCUCGACAUGUUCGACUUCUGCAACAAGACACUCCAGGACCGGCUCAUGAUCACGCGCGGAAGGGAAGUGGACGACAUCCUGGGCAAGGAUUCGAAGAAGAAGGGCGACGGCCUUGGUGGAGACGGGGGCGACCCGGAGGCCAAAGGCGAGGAGAGCAGCGGCAACGGCAGUUCUGAAGAAGAGGCCGCGUUGCAGGCGGCUCUGGCCAUGUCCAUGGCGGAUUCUGCAGAUGCAGCUGUGCCUCCUGCUCCCUGUGGUCCAGGUCUGCCAAUGGAUUUCAAGGGCUUGUACGAGCUCUUCGGCGUGGUGACGCACAAGGGUAGGACGGCCGACGGGGGGCACUACAUGGGCUGGGUCCGUCAGAAGGGGGACGACUGGCUGGUGUUUGACGACGAAGACGUGUCCGAGUGCAAGACGGCGGAAGUCCUACAGCUUUCAGGGGGUGGGGAUUGGCACAUGGCCUACCUCUGCUUCUAUCGCUUCAAGGGCACAGGAGGGGUUGCAGACGAGAAGGGGUCCUCUAGAGAGGGCAAGGAGUGAGCGGAGGGAUGAUGUACGGUGAGACACUGGUCAGGCAGACGCGUGUAGCGGUCGCUUUCGUGAGAGGCGAGGAGUGCGGCUCCGUAAGGAGAGGGUCAUCGGUUCUCGAAAGCAUAUGUAAAGAAGAAAGACCGAACAUGCGCUCUUGA